AUGAAGUUUUUCAUCUUUGCCUGCCUGUUGGCUGUUGCUCUGGCAAAGCAUGUACCAUCUCACAGUUCAUCUAGUGAGGAAUCUGCUGACGUCACUGAAAAAAAGGAGCAGUCUGAGGAAGAAAAUGUCUACCUAAAACAGCUGAACAAAAUCCAACAAUUUUACCAGCAAGCUUACUUCCCCCAAUACCGUCAGGUUUAUCGUCAUCAGCAGAGAGUUUUGAACCCAUGGAAUAGCUUUAAGAAAAAUGUCAAUCAUGCUAUUUCCAUUCCGAAAAAGGAGCAGUCUGAGGAAGAAAAUGUCUACCUAAAACAGCUGAAAAAAGAGGAACACUCCUCCACAGAGGAAACCUUAAAGAAGAUUGCUGAUUUGAUCAAGAUCAACCAAUUUCAAACAUUCGCCGUCCCCAAAUAUUUCCAGGUUAUUCAUCCACAGCGGAUAGCUGUAAAUUCUUGGGCUCACAUUAAGAACAUUGCCUACCCAUAUAUUCCCAUUGUGGUUUGA
Molecule: messenger RNA, 504 nt
Organism: Marmota monax (woodchuck)
Lineage: Eukaryota; Metazoa; Chordata; Mammalia; Rodentia; Sciuridae
Product: alpha-S2-casein-like A
Exons: 10
Coding region: 1-504 (167 amino acids)
Cellular component (GO): extracellular region
Molecular function (GO): protein homodimerization activity; zymogen binding
Source: RefSeq, a predicted model, not a curated record